AAUGUCGGAGAGCUAUAACGAAACCAUAAAAAACGGCAGAGAGUCUAUGAAAACGGCAGAGCAUAGACAGAUAGCCAAGGAAUCAGGGACCGUAAUACGAGAGGAAUGGGGCGGGAAAUUAGAAUUUAUCUUUAGCUGUCUCAGCUAUGCAGUAGGCCUCGGAAAUUUGUGGAGAUUCCCGUACAGAUGUUAUUCAAACGGAGGAGGGGCUUUCCUAAUACCUUAUACGAUUAUUUUACUAUUGGCGGGAAUGCCUUUAGUCUUUCUUGAAAUGUCUUUUGGUCAGUAUGCAAGCGAGGGUAUCAUUUCUAUUUGGAAAAUAUGUCCACUAAUGGAGGGAAUCGGUUGGGGAAUGUUUUUUGUAUCUUUUCUUGUGGGAAUCUAUUACAAUAUGAUCGUAGCUUGGACGAUUUUCUAUUUAUUCGCUUCUCUAGGGAAGGAUGUUCCUUGGAGAGGUUGCGGCCAUGAAUGGAAUACAGGAAGAUGUAGUGGUCUAGACGAUGUAGAAAACCAAAAAAACUGUACAGAUAAUCAGGGUUUUUGGUUCAACAGAACCUGUUUUAACGGGGCAAGGAAUAAUAUAACUUUAUAUAGCGAAGAUAUGAGACUAGCAUAUAAUUUAUACUCUUCAUCCAAUUUUACUGACACUUCUUAUCUGAAUCUGCCCAGCUAUGAAUAUUUUCACGGACACGCACUUGACAUUUCGGAUGGUAUAGGAAAUCUCGGAGCCAUAAAAUGGAAACAGUUAGGAUGUUUAUUUCUCUCGUGGUUUCUGGUUUGUAUAUGCCUGUUAAAAGGUGUAAAAUCUCAAGGAAAGGUGGCCUAUUUUACGGCCCUAUUUCCUUACUUUGUUAUUUUAAUAAUGGGUAUUCGAGUAGCUACUUUGGAGGGAAGUAUUAAAGGCGUUGAAUUCUAUAUAAAACCUGAUUUUUCGAUAUUGAAGGGUGCAAAGGUAUGGGGUGACGCAGCUGUUCAAAUUUUUUUUUCCUUAUCCCCCUGCUGGGGAGGGUUAAUUACCUUGGCAUCCUAUAACAAAUUUAAUAAUAAUUGUUACAAAGAUGCAAUUAUAAUAUCAAUUGGAAAUUGUUUGACAUCCUUUAUAGCCGGAUUCGUCGUAUUUGGAUCAAUUGGCUAUAUGGCCCAUGAAAUGGGAACAGAAGUCUCUAAAGUUGCAGUUCAUGGAAGUGGCCUUGCUUUUAUAGCUUAUCCAGAAGUAAUAGCCAGUUUACCUGUAUCAUCUCUAUGGUCUCUUAUCUUCUUUCUAAUGCUAUUAACAUUAGGAUUGGGGACACAAUUUUCUGUUGUUACUACAGUACAUACUACAAUUUUAGAUAUAUAUCCUGAAACCUUAAGAACCGGAAAAAAGCCUAUGUAUUUAAUGGCUAGUAUUUGCUUUGUACUUUUUCUAUUAGGCCUACCAAUGACUACGAGGGGUGGAAUGUACGUUUUACAAUUAUUCGACGAUUAUAGUGCAUCUUUCUCGGUGUUAUUCAUAGGUUUCUUUGAAAUUAUUACCAUAAGUUGGAUCUAUGGUAUUAAAAGAUUUUCUGAUAAUAUAUCAGAAAUGUUAGGUAAAAGGCCAAACUUGUGGUUUAGAAGUUUGUGGUUAGCCGGAACUCCAUUUCUAAUUAUUGGUAUAGUCUUCUUUUCCUUUUAUCAAUAUAAAGGGUCAAGUUACGAACAACAUCCUUUCCCAAAUUGGGCUAAUAUCAUUGGAUUAUGCAUAACAUUCUUUCCAGUAUCUUUCAUUCCAGCUAUUGCAUUUUAUAAACUAUCUAUAAGUUAUAAAUAUCACAAAUCAUUGCUAAAAACAAUUCAAUUCUUACUUAAUCCAAGAGAAAAUUGGAAGCCGGCUAAUAGAGAAAUUGAAUUUAAACCAAGAGUAAUAGAGAUUAACUUUACUGAUAAAGAUUCAAUUAUUGGAACAUGUCAGAGGAAAUGUAUUGAGGCUAAUGGGAAAUUUAGUGGCGAAGAUUUGGAUGAUGAUACUGAUAUUAAAGUUGAAAAUUUCAUAAAAUCGUCAUCUGUUUGUGACGUUACGUCAGUGUCAUCUAAUAAACUUUAA
Molecule: messenger RNA, 2065 nt
Organism: Dimorphilus gyrociliatus
Lineage: Eukaryota; Metazoa; Annelida; Polychaeta; Dinophilidae
Source: the annotation of a GenBank genome assembly